Eublepharis macularius is the source of this 921-nucleotide messenger RNA. It is a transcript of the gene ADORA3, whose product is annotated as adenosine A3 receptor. The transcript has 2 exons. Gene Ontology annotation, biological process: G protein-coupled adenosine receptor signaling pathway. Gene Ontology annotation, cellular component: synapse; membrane; dendrite. NCBI's taxonomy places the organism in Eukaryota, Metazoa, Chordata, Lepidosauria, Squamata, Eublepharidae. The coding region runs from base 1 to 921 and encodes 306 amino acids. Gene Ontology annotation, molecular function: G protein-coupled adenosine receptor activity. The record is from RefSeq and is a predicted model, not a curated record.
AUGGGGACUGAUGGGCUUUACAUUUUCCUGGAGUCUGUGAUUGCUGUGCUUGCUAUCUUGGGUAAUAUCCUAGUCAUCUGGGUUGUGAAGCUAAAUUCAGCUUGCCGGACAACGACCUGCUACUUCAUUAUCUCACUAGCACUGGCAGAUAUUGCAGUUGGGCUUGCGGCACCAUUAGCCAUCGUGGUGGAUUUAGAUGUCACACUCCCGUUCGAAGCCUGCCUCUUCAUGUGCUGCUUGCUGGUAGCUUUUACUCAGACCUCGAUCAUGUCCUUGCUUGCUAUUGCAGUCGACAGAUACCUGAGAGUAAGGUUCCUUACCCGGUAUAGGAUAUUAACCAGCCAGAAAAGAAUUCAGAUGGCUCUGGGAACAGUCUGGCUGCUGUCCCUGCUGGUGGGGUUUAUACCCAUCUUUGGAUGGGCACAAAAAAACCCAACGGACUUUGAAAACUCAAGCUCCAAGGAAUGUCAUUUCACCAAAGUAAUGAAGAUGGACUACAUGGUGUAUGUCAGCUUCUUUGUUGGCACCUUUAUCCCAUUGAUCAUCAUGGGUGUCCUCUAUGCAAAGGUCUUCUCUAUCAUCCGAACAAAGCUAAGACAAUGGCCAACAAAUGUCAGAGAAAGAAGAAUGUUUUACAAGAGGGAGUUUAGAACAGCCAAGUAUUUGGUUCUGGUCCUCUUCUUAUAUGCUGUGUGUUGGCUUCCUCUGUGUAUCCUGAACUGUAUUCAUCAUUUCCACCCUGCUCUUGAGAUCCCCAAUUAUGUAUGGUACAUGGGCAUCCUUCUCACCCACUCAAAUUCAGUCAUGAACCCCAUUGUCUAUGCUUUUAAGAUAAAGAAGUUCAGAGAAACAUGCAUCCUGAUUUUAAGAACUUAUAUCCUCUGCAAGGAUCCUGAACAUGCACUUAACAGUACUUCUUAA